AUGAAAGAUGUCGAAAGGUAUUUUGGCAUCCUCCAAACUCGAUGGUUGAUUAUUCGAGGUGCGGCGUGUAUGUUUGAUGAGGAGGUCCUGAGAAGCAUUAUGAUGACUUGCAUCAUCCUCCAUAAUAUGAUUGUGGAGGAUGAGUAUGAUUACGAUGUUGCAGAGGUCUACGAACCGGAUCCCAUGAACACGACCUUGACACGAAUUUAUGAAAGGCCCAUGGGGUCAAGUGGAGAACCAUUUGAGCUGGAUCCGUUGGUUAGAGAUGGUCGUUUCAUGAACCAUAUAAUAGAUCGAUAUACAGAGAUGCAAUCUUCGUAUAUUCAUGAAAGGUGUCAACUUGACUUGAGAACCAUAAACUGGUCAACAAGUCAGCUUUCUUUGGUGUGCGAGCGUGCCACUGCUAGCAAGCAUUUCUAG
Messenger RNA from Prunus armeniaca (apricot), 420 nucleotides. The record is from the annotation of a GenBank genome assembly. NCBI's taxonomy places the organism in Eukaryota, Viridiplantae, Streptophyta, Magnoliopsida, Rosales, Rosaceae.